Lentinula edodes (shiitake mushroom) is the source of this 816-nucleotide messenger RNA. RefSeq lists its product as uncharacterized. Lineage: Eukaryota; Fungi; Basidiomycota; Agaricomycetes; Agaricales; Omphalotaceae. The coding region runs from base 1 to 816 and encodes 271 amino acids. The record is from RefSeq and is a predicted model, not a curated record. The transcript is spliced from 5 exons.
AUGUCAACACCUGCAUCCCUGCCAUCUCCGCCUUCUCCACUUGCAGCUCCUACGAAAAAGUAUGAUACAGAGAAGACUGACAAUGUCAGUGAAAAAGCUCCAGAAGCUGCCAUUCUUAGCAUGAUUGUACAGCUGUCCUCUGCGAAUUUCUGGAUGUCUUCAAAUGGCGGAUGGAAGGGCCCAACUGGCAUCACACCAGAUUUUACUGAUGUGAAACUUUCCGCUUAUGGGGGUAUGCCUGAUGAGUCGAUGCGAGAGGUGCAAAUUAUUGCGGAUGACUACAACACUGCCUUUGAUCAGGCUUGCGAAAUACAGGGUUGGGUGGCAAUGAAGGGUGCCGAGUCUAAAAUCGGAUUUAUCAACGGUGCUUCUGCAGACACUGGGACCAUUAAAAUUAAACAUGCUCUUUUUGAGGAGAUUGAUGAUCACAAUCGCAUGAAUGCUGGUGAUGCUCUGGACGACUAUGACAUAGCCAAUACAGGUGUCGCAAAUGCUUUAGCUGCUUUGAAGGCACAAGAUCCUUUGAGGUUCAAACUGAACCCUCUUCCUGUUUACGGCGAGGAUGAGCGACUCAUUCAUUCUUCGAUGUACCGGAAAAAACUUGAGAACGCGCUGGUAGAAGUGCAGUUUACGCUUACACAUUGGGGAAUCAGAUCCGGUAAUGAUGGUACAGGUGCAAAGGAUGUUUAUAAUGCCGACAUUAUUGAUAUGAUAGUACUUGUUCCACCACCACCUCCAAUAGCUUCUCCGAGGAAACGAAAGCUGCCUGCCCUCCAUCCAUCUUCUCCUACUAAAAAACAAGUCACUAGAAAUUAG